UUUAUGAGGAAGAGGAGAAUGUGUGCGUGGUGGGUGGCAGGGCUGGUGGUGGUGGUGGUGGGGAUCGAGGCGGUCGCCCGAUGGGACCACUUUAUCGCUCCGGGCUUCGCCUUCCAGAGGAGCGACUCCUACACCAGCUACAACGUCACCUCUCUAGACCAGUGUAAGAUGAUGUGUUCGGUGGUGGCGGGAACCCCUCAGUGCAUGGCGUGGACGGCAGUCCGUCAGGGGCCGGGAGCCUGGACGUGUCUCCACGCCAGCCACAGUCCGCCCUUCAACACCCUCACCACCAACACCAACUCUGUCAUGGGCUACACCGAAGACUCUCUGAAGGGAGAGCUUAAUGCAGUCCAGGCGGAGGACGGCCACUACUACUUUAUACCAUCAUCCCAAGCAAACCAUAACUUCGACUUUGCAAAGCAGUACUGCCAGAACCUCCCAGGCUUCAGAUUAGCCAUUUUCUACACUUUCGAACAAAUGCAGAUGGCCUUGAACUUGAUAAACAAAAAUGUGUACAUCGGUCUUCAGAACAAUGGAAAUGGUUUCCAAUGGGGAGACGGGACACCUUUUCCUAGUGAAUUGUCAAGGUUGAUUUGGAACUAUAAUUAUAGCAACGACCCUUAUGUGAGGACCGACGGUAACAACUACCAGAGGGAUCAUAAUAUAGAUCUCUUCCUUUGCCAGCAUUAGACAUGAUUUUUGCGAGUGGUCUUGAAAUACGAGAAGGAGGAGGGAAGAAGAGAUACUCGCACGCGAGUGUGUGUGUACUCACCUAGUUGUGUUUGCGGGGGUUGAGCUCUGGCUCUUUGGUCCCGCCUCUCAACCGUCA
Messenger RNA from Procambarus clarkii (red swamp crayfish), 829 nucleotides. RefSeq lists its product as uncharacterized. The record is from RefSeq and is a predicted model, not a curated record. NCBI's taxonomy places the organism in Eukaryota, Metazoa, Arthropoda, Malacostraca, Decapoda, Cambaridae.